AGCAACUGCAGGAAGGGAGUGUGUGUGCCCCCAAGGGGGUCCCUAGUGGCAGACCUGAGAGUGGGAAGGGGGCCAAGAUGAGGGUGGCAUGUGGGCAGACAACAGGCAGAACUGUCAGCCUCUCUCCCCAGGGGACCCCCCCACCAUGGACCCACCAUCACCCUGCCGAGCCUCCCAACCCCAGCUCACAGCCCCCACCUCGCUGAGCUCCUACCGCUGGCACACAGGGAAUGGCGGUGAGAAGGGGGCUGGAGGGUCCCGCUGGGGUCGCUUCACGGGCUGGGGAAGGGCGCUGAGCCACCCGGAACCCGUGGUCAGCAGCCAGCCAGCACCUCGCUCGCUGUUCCGUCGUGUCCUCUCCGCACCCCAAAAGGAGCCGAGGACGAGCCGCCUCCGGCUAUCCAAGACCCUCUGGGGGAAGCAUAAGAGCCCACCACUGGAGCCGGAGCCAGAGACACAGCACCCAGAGCCAGAGCUGGAGCCAGAACCAGAGCCUCCUGCCCCACAGAUUCCUGAGGCCCCUGCACCUGAUGUGCCUGUCUGGGACAUUGGGGGCUUCACCCUGCUUGAUGGAAGACUGGUGCUGCUUGGGGGCGAGGAGGAGGGUCUCCGACGGCCCCGGAUGGGGAGCGGGAGCUCUGAAGCCAGCAUCCAGGUGGCCGUGGGGAACCUCAGGGAUCCGGAUCGGACCCCCGGAAGGACUGAACCAGAGGCUGCUGGUCUCAACCAGGUCCACAAUGUUCGGGGGUUACUCAAGAGGCUGAAAGAGAAGAAAAAGGCCAGAUCGGAGCUGGGAGCCAAUACUCCCCGGGAUGGGCCUCCCAGUGCCCUGGGCUCUCGGGAAUCGCUGGCCACACUCUCUGAGCUGGACCUGGGCGCCGAGCGGGAAGUGCGGGUCUGGCCGCUGCACCCCAGCCUGCUGGGGGAGCCCCACUGCUUCCAGGUAACGUGGGCAGGUGGAAGCCGCUGCUUCUCUUGCCGCUCAGCUGCUGAAAGGGACCGCUGGAUAGAGGACCUUCGUCGCCACUUCCAGCCCAGCCAGGACAACGUGGAGCGGGAGGAGACGUGGCUGAGCGUGUGGGUGCACGAGGCAAAGGGACUACCACGGGCGGCGGCGGGCGUGCGCGCCGAGCUGUGGCUGGACGGCGCACUGCUGGCACGCACCGCGCCGCGGGCCGGCCCCGGCCCUCUCUUCUGGUCCGAGCGCUUCCACUUCGCAGCACUACCACCCGCGCGGCGCCUGUCGCUGAGGCUGCGCGGCGCGGGCCCGGGGGGCGCGGCAAUGGGUCGCGUGGCGCUGGCGCUGGCGGAGCUGGGCGCGCCCCGCGGCCCGGCCGCCGGCCUGGAGCGCUGGUUCCCGCUUGAGGGGGCGCCGGCUGGCGCAGCGCUGCGGGCACGGGCUCGGGCGCGACUGCUGCGCGUGCUGCCGUCUGAGCGCUACAAGGAGCUGGCGGAGUUCCUCACCUUUCACUACGCGCGCCUCUGCGGGGCGCUCGAGUCUGCACUGUCCGCGCAGGCCAAGGAGGAGCUGGCGGCCGCCAUGGUGCGCGUGCUGCAGGCCACCGGCCGGGCACAGGCACUGGUGACAGACCUGGGCACCGCAGAGCUGGCACGCUGUGGAGGCCGCGAGGCGCUGCUGUUCCGGGAAAACACACUGGCCACCAAAGCCAUUGAUGAGUACAUGAAGCUGGUAGCACAGGAUUAUCUCCAGGAGACCCUGGGGCAGGUUGUUCGGCGUCUCUGUACCUCCACUGAGGACUGUGAGGUGGACCCCAGCAAGUGCCUGGCACCUGAGCUGCCCCAGCACCAGGUCAGACUGCGAGAAGGCUGUGAGGAGGUGUUCGAGAACAUCGUCCACUCCUAUGACUGGUUCCCAGCAGAGCUUGGCACCGUGUUCUCAGGCUGGCGGGAAGCAUGCAAGGCACGUGGCUCUGAGGCUCUGGGCCCAAGACUGGUAUGCGCUUCUCUCUUCCUGCGACUCCUGUGCCCUGCCAUCCUGUCGCCCAGCCUCUUUGGCCUGGCCCCAGAGCAUCCAGCACCUGGCCCAGCCCGCACCCUCACACUGAUCGCCAAGGUCAUCCAGAACCUUGCCAACCGUGCCCCGUUCGGUGAGAAGGAGGCCUACAUGGGCUUCAUGAAUAGCUUCCUGGAGGAUCGAGGCCCAGCCAUGCAACACUUUCUGGACCAGGUGGCCACAGUGGAUGUGGACGCAGCACCCAGUGGUUACCAAGGUGGCAGCGACCUGGCCCACCAGCUGGCAGUCCUCCAUGCCCAGCUCUGCACCAUCUUUGCUGAGCUUGACCAGGCCACCCGGGACAGCCUGGAACCUCUGCCCACCAUCCUACGAGCCAUCGAGGAGGGCCGGCCUGUGCCCGUGUCAGUGCCAAUGCGUCUCCCGCCACCCCCAGCCCAGGUCCACACCAGCUUCUCCGCAGGGGAGAAGCCCGGCUUCCUGGCCCCCCGGGACCUUUCCAAGCACACUCCUCUCAUCUCCAAGAGCCAGUCCCUGCGCAGCGACCGCGGUGCAGGUGGUUGGGCCCGGCCACGGCCAGAGGAGGAGCAGCGGCCUCGGCCAGUGCAGCGUACGCAGAGCGUCCCAGCGGGCCGCCACGCUCGCCGCCGCCCGUCGGUAGGGCCCCGGCCGCGGCCCAAGGGAUCCCUGCGCACAGGUCCCGCGCCCCGCGGCAGGCCCUGGACCGGGGUCUCCACCUCCCUGCCUCGGAAGCCGUCCGUGCCCUGGCAGCGCCAGCUGGAUGAGCCGCGGGACCGAGAUCAGGCGCCAGGCACGCACCGACCCGUGGGCAAGCUAGCCGAGCUGCAGUGCGAGGUGGCCGCUGUGCGCGAGGAGCAGAAAAAGCUGUCCAGCCUCGUGGAGGCUCUAGGCGCCCAGGUCCGGACCCUAGCGGAACAGCAGGAGAAUCUGAGGGGCCAGCUUCAGGACCUGAACACCAGGCUCGGUGCUGGGACCUCGCAGUUGGAACCAGAGCGGGGCCCUCCAAGCAGUGAGGGCCACAGGCUUAAGAGUCUGGAGCGCCGCCUGGCUGAGGUGGAGAGUACUCAGGCUCAGCUGAUGGAUGCUGUCCAGAACUUGCAACUUCUACCCAGGACGCCCGGGUUCCAGAGCCAGCCCCUGACCCUCAAAGCACCCUGCGCCAACGGAAACACCACCUGAGUUGCCCAUCCCGCCCACGUGGCCUGGGAGCAGAGAGACGGCUGUCCGGCAGGGGUGUCUGACCCUUGCUUCAGCCCUAUGUGGCCUAGGGUGGGGAGUGGAG
This is a messenger RNA of Loxodonta africana (African savanna elephant), 3275 nucleotides long. It is a transcript of the gene RASAL3, whose product is annotated as RAS protein activator like 3. Bases 89 to 3172 code for a protein of 1027 amino acids. The transcript has 17 exons. Lineage: Eukaryota; Metazoa; Chordata; Mammalia; Proboscidea; Elephantidae. The record is from RefSeq and is a predicted model, not a curated record. Gene Ontology annotation, biological process: regulation of GTPase activity.